Messenger RNA from Porites evermanni, 2111 nucleotides. NCBI's taxonomy places the organism in Eukaryota, Metazoa, Cnidaria, Anthozoa, Scleractinia, Poritidae. The record is from the annotation of a GenBank genome assembly.
AUGGCGGACAGUGUGAGGGAGCGACUUGAACGUCGUAAUGAAGAAAGGCUUGCGGCUAUAGAAAAGCGGAAAGCUGAUAAAGAGAGCAAUGAGCAACCAACAGAAACAACAGAUUAUUUCGAAACCACCUUCGCUAAGGAAAAGGGGGCAAUAGAGGAUCUCCUAAGCAAAAGGGCUAGCUUGAUAGAACCCGGUAACAAAAUGCACGCCACAGAGUUUUUUGAAUCUCUGACCGACAAGUGUCAGAAACUUCAAAAAUUUGUAUCAGAUUCCGCGAUGUUCUUACCCUCUCGCCAGAUAAAAGUCUCACAAGAUAUACUUAAAGCCUUGCAGCAAGAAAUUAACGAAAAGCGAGAGGAGUACAUGCCAAAGAAGAAGUUUACUUUCAAGGCCAGAAAAAAGGAGGUGGCACCAACAAAAGAGGUGGGGGAAUAGUAAGCAUUCUGCCUUACGUGGAUAAUCUUGUUCUGUGUUUCUCACAAUCAACAGAACAGGACUAUUAGUCAAUAUGUCUCAAGGAUAUAGUAAAAAAAGGCCAUCAAUGAAUAAUUAUGCAUACCCCCGGCUCCACCCCCUGGGUUGAUAACAGGUGGAUUAAUUUAUACUUGUAUUUAGCGGUAAGUUUUAAGGGCGGUAAAAUUCUUCCAGGCUGGUAUGAAAAUCUGUGGAGGCCUGUGGGUUUCACUACUAUAUUUUUAAAAGGAAUUCUCCGCUGAUGAAGUAAAGAACAUACAUGUAGAUUUUAUGGAUGUUUUUAGAGAUGCAUUUGUAUUCUUCAGAGAUUUACAAUUAAAAAACUGAUGCCAGUUUUUUAUGUGUCCCUCCUCUUUGUGAUGCUAAAAUUUCAUCAUAACAUUGUCAUUGUCAUUCAUGAUCAGGGGUCCAGAUAUCCAGGGACUCUUACAUCCUUGGUUUCGUACAUCCAGGGGAUCUUAUGUUCAGGGAUUCUUAUGUCCAAGGAUUCUUAUGUCCAGGGGUUGUUAUGUCCAGGGGUUAUUUCAUUCAGGGGUUCUAAUCUAUUUCCAGGGGUUCUAACGUACAUAACAUUGUCAUUGUCAUUCAGGGCUUCAGAUAUCCUUGGGUUCUUACAUCCAGGGGUUUUUACAUUCAGGCAUUCUUAUGUCCAGGGGAUCUUUUGUCCAAUUAUUAUUAUGUCCAGGGGUUAUUACGUACAGGGGUUCUAACAUACAUAACAUUGUUAUUGUCAUUCAGGGGUUCAAAUAUCCUUGGGUUCUUACAUCCUGGGGUUCUUAAAUUCAGGGAUUCUUAUGUUCACAGGUUCUAAUGCAUUUCCAGGGGUUCUUACAUCCAGGGGUUCUAACAUCCAAGUGUUCUUAGGUUCAGAGGUUGUUACGUCCAAGGGUUCUUACCUCUGGGAGUUCUUGCAUCCGAACGCUCUUACAUCCAGGGUUUCUUACAUUCAGAGGUUCUUCCAUAGUGGCUUGGUAAGAGAUUUUAUAGACAGAGGUUUACCCAGCUACUGAUACAUGAUCCAAAUGUUGUACCUUGUUAUUUCCACUUUCUCAAUUUUUUUUUUCUGUCCUAAAGGAGGGUAUCACCCAUCAAGAAAGCAAAAGCAAGACAGAUGCCCUCUCUACAACAGAAAAACAAUUCUUAGAGAUUUCAAAGGACUCACAGCUCAAACUCUCACCAUGAUGCCAGAACAGGUUAAAAGUCAAGAUGUCACUCUAAGAGGUCUCCAUAAUUGCAACAUUAUAGUUUAUGGUGCCCCGUCGGCCUUGCUUAUGAACAAACUAACAGACUGCACCGUUCUUUGUGGUCCAGUAUCUGGAGCUGUAUUCAUUGAAGACUGCUCCACAUGUAAUUUUGUCUUUCCAUGUCAUCAGUUGCGUGUUCAUAGCACUACAGACAGCAACUUUUAUCUCCACGUAACAAGUAGAGCUAUUGUAGAGGAUUGCUCUAAUGUAGGAUUUGCCCCGUUUAACUGGAAGUAUGAAGCUUUGGAAAGUGAUUUUCAAAUUGCUGGUCUCAGUCCUUUGGAAAAUAACUGGUCACUUGUGAAUGAUUUUAAUUGGCUGAAGACUGAUGAACCUUCCCCAAACUGGUUUGUUAUUCCAGAGGAUCAACGUAAAGAUAAAUGGAUUUUAUAA